CUCAAAUUUUGGGGGGCUGUGUAGGGACCAGCUCACGAGUGUGUGGGAUUGAACAGUCCCCAUCUUCGAUGCGGGAUGCUUGGUGACCGCAAGAGAGGAGCGUAUAGUAUGGAGAGACAUUGGCCACGAAAGUAUAUAAGAGGACCCGAUUGACUUGAGACAAAGCUUCGCAGACCAAGAAGAAAGAGACCCUCGACCAAAAAGCCCAACCGAAAUACAAGCAACACAUUUCAAAAGCCCAAUAGCCUAAAGCCCGACGAGAUCUACAGCGCUAUGAGACUCUUCAUCUCGACUUGCACCUUACUUUUGGCCUCGAGCGUCACCCUGGCGGUGAAGCCAGCUCCUGAUCAGGUAAUCUUCUACGCUGUUGAUAAUCAUCCCGACCAAUUGAAUGCGGACGGAGUCCGAGAGGCAUGGAAGAAACCGUGCACCGAGCAAUUUGGUGGUGACUAUUAUGACUACGACGCCCCCACAGAGCUGGCGUGGUGCUACAGUGGCCUCACCGACAAAGGACCUUUGGUGGUUCAGUGGCUGCAAAAUCAACAAAAGGACCAGUGGACCUUCACCACGAUCGAUCAGCGCGGUUAAAUGUUGAGAAUUUCGAGCGCAUUGGCACAAUGUUGCACAACCAUCACCUCGCCACCAGCGAGCAUGGUCGCUCGAGUUGCAGACAACGUGAGGGCAGCCCAAUUUGUGCAAUGACAUGCUGUUUGCCAGA
Ceraceosorus guamensis is the source of this 718-nucleotide messenger RNA. RefSeq lists its product as hypothetical. Bases 274 to 588 code for a protein of 104 amino acids. Lineage: Eukaryota; Fungi; Basidiomycota; Exobasidiomycetes; Ceraceosorales; Ceraceosoraceae. The record is from RefSeq and is a predicted model, not a curated record. The transcript is spliced from 3 exons.